AGAAAACAUGGAAUAACGGAACCGUGGGCUAGCAGUUUGCGACAAUAUGGAGAACUCCAAAUGGGGUGCUGAAAGGGGCUGGAAAAGGAUAUCAGUGAAGAGAGAAAUUCCUGGAGAAUCAUUUGACAACGAAUAUGAGAUGCAGGAGACUUGGGAACCCUCGGUUAAGCAGGUGAAGCAGGAGCAGCCAGUUAUGGACACAGAAAUUGGCAACACACAUGAAGGACAGUUUGCGCCAAACACAGCAUCGAAGCAUGAGGCAGAGGAAUGGAGCCGGGACUCGGACAGUGGGAUUGUCGAGGAGUGCCCGUCUGAGUUUAUUUCGAGCGAACUGCUGAAAGAAGAAGAGUCGGAGUUGGAGUCAGACAGCGGCAUUUCAGACGAGUCUGCAGCACAGGCCAGCACCCAACUGGGUCACGUUCAGAGCCCCCACGAGACAUUCAUCGAGGAAGAAAUUAUGUGGAAGUUCAGCGAGGAUUCUUACGGCACCUGCGAUCCACUGUCCACCGAAGAGGAACGGCAGCCCGAGAUGCCACUCGAAGUCGGCAUCAAGGAGGAGGAGCCAGACAGUGCGGAUGAAGCUGAAAGAGGACGCCAGUUCGAAGACUUGCUGACGAAGAGGGGGAAGUUGCCACCACCUUACUGGGGGCCGCGCGUCCUCAGUGUCCGGGCCCCGGAAGACUCGCCCGUGGGGGAUCGACUUCCGAGCGGACACACAGAUCUGUGUGCUGCGGGCCCACCUCUGAACAACUACGUGGCCCCGUGCCCUGCGGACCCACCUCCGGAAGGCUAUGCGGCUCCACCGCCACCCCCCGACUACUGGGAUGCCAGGCCGCACAGACUGCCCAAGACGUACCACUGCCCCUUGUGCGUACGGUGGUUCACCAGCGUGCCGCACCUCAGGCGCCACUACAACACAGCCCUCCACAAGCGCCUCGCCGUGGAGAAAGGGCAGCCUGCUGUGCCCUACUGCAGUGAGUAUCUGCCGGGCACACUGUUGGGAGUGUGA
Schistocerca gregaria is the source of this 1009-nucleotide messenger RNA. RefSeq lists its product as uncharacterized. Bases 47 to 1009 code for a protein of 320 amino acids. NCBI's taxonomy places the organism in Eukaryota, Metazoa, Arthropoda, Insecta, Orthoptera, Acrididae. The transcript has 9 exons. The record is from RefSeq and is a predicted model, not a curated record.